AGCUGGUAACAUUAUAAUAAAUGUGACAGCUAAAGAAAAUUGGAACUGGAAAUUGAAAAUGAUUUUGACAUUGACAUGAAAAACUGAAAAGUUUAUUUAUUCGUCAGGUUCAGACUGGUUCUAAAGUAGUAUGUAAUUAUUUACGUUUCAGUUCCAAAAUUUUCUUCAAAAAUUUGCUGUAAUUUUACGAAACGACUUUAAAAUUCAACCGAGAGAUAUUAAUUAUUCAGACUAAUUUAUAAUUAUUAUAAUAAAAUAGUUAAAUUCAAAUGGCAGCUCCUAUUGUGCCCAAUAAGUUUAUUCUUGAAGAAAUCAAUUAUUUCCCAUCAGUGGUAAACGGAAAAUUACAUUUUAUAGGAUUUAUAAAAGCAUCAUCGGAUCUUUUGAUUUUAAUUGAUCGGCUUGGAAAAAUAUUUACUCCAGUAAAGCAUGACAUACAAGGGAAUAUUGAUAAAAUAAAAAAAUAUUACAAGUAUGAUGAGAACUCCUGUUUGCUUGACUUAAUGCUUGAAGAGGUAAAAAAUGGGAAACCUUUGGGUGCAGAAGGUGUUCUUUGGCUUAACAGAGCAUUAUUAUUUUUUGAGCUGACAUUUCAUGGAAUCUUGGAUAAUUUAAAAUCAGACCCAAAUGAAGUGAAUAUGAAGAAAGUAUAUAUGUCAGCUUACGAAGGCUCUGUUAAAAAAUAUCAUGGUUGGAUGACACAACAACUCUUUAAUACCAUGUGCAAGAUGGCGCCAACAUUACCACAAAUUUUAAAAUCAUUCGAAGUUGAAAAUAAUAUAAAUGUCUUUGAAUCAAAAUUGGCCAUUUUUAAUGAAGCUUUACAUUUAGUGAGAUGGGAAAUUGACAAGUUCUUUGAAGAUAACAAUUUAUUUACUAAUAAUUUUGUUCCAUAAUACAAAGUAUUACACCAAAAAAUAUUGUAAUUAGGAAAAUAAUUUGCCUAAGAUUCUACCAUAGGUGCUGUGUGAAAAUUACUUAAUGGGGCUAUUAUAAAGUAUUAAAA
Molecule: messenger RNA, 1006 nt
Organism: Papilio machaon (common yellow swallowtail)
Lineage: Eukaryota; Metazoa; Arthropoda; Insecta; Lepidoptera; Papilionidae
Product: glycolipid transfer protein
Exons: 5
Coding region: 270-896 (208 amino acids)
Biological process (GO): intermembrane lipid transfer; ceramide transport
Cellular component (GO): membrane; cytoplasm; cytosol
Molecular function (GO): ceramide 1-phosphate binding; ceramide 1-phosphate transfer activity
Source: RefSeq, a predicted model, not a curated record